AUGAAACAUGCAGAUAUUUUGGACCAGUAUGAAAUGAACAUGGCUGAUGGAAAUAUAACACCUGACGUUCUAGAACAUUUAUCUCAAAGAACUACACAGAACCAUAGAGAUGGUAUAUUUGGUGAAGAGUUUAGAAAGAAAGUUAGGGAGAGAGAAGGAAGAGAACCUAUUGUACAUGACCUUGCAAACGAAAGUUUACAAAAUGUCAUAAAAACUUACUUUGCAGACAAUGAACCGAGAAGGGAUGAAUAUUUAAGAAAACUCAAAUGGACAGUACCAAAUGAAAUGUUAGUAUUGAAAAACAUGUUCCUUGACAAAAUAAAACCAACUACAGAAAUAAACGACGCAAGACUGAAAGAUUGGGUAGAAGCUUUCCCAUUCACAAAAGAUAUAGUUGGUAACAUGGAAAGAAAACCAGAAUGGCUACAAAAACAUAUAUUUGGAAACGAGCAUAUUCCAUAUGGACAGGCACUGUUUGAAGAGCUUGAACCGGAAACUCAGGAAAGAGUCAUGCAAACAAUACGCGAAGACUCAAAUACAGACUAUGACAAACUCUUUCUAGGAUAUAGGUUACCUGAGAUGGGCGACCAGAGCCAAAAGGCAAAAAGGACAUGGGAAAUUUGCAACAUACUAGAUGAACAUAAUGCAAAGAUGCAACAACUUCAAGCAGAGGGCAAUGAAGGAAAAAGAAGAGUUAAAAACUCAGUCAGGAAGAAAGUAAAGCUUGGUCCACGUGGGUUCUAUUAUGACAUAUAA
Trichomonas vaginalis G3 is the source of this 756-nucleotide messenger RNA. RefSeq names its product protein of unknown function, DUF4106 family. NCBI's taxonomy places the organism in Eukaryota, Parabasalia, Trichomonadida, Trichomonadidae. Bases 1 to 756 code for a protein of 251 amino acids. The transcript has a single exon. The record is from RefSeq and is a predicted model, not a curated record.